UUCGGUGUUUGUAGAUGAAACCUAUGUUUGUUUGUUUGUUUCUUGCUUUUAUUUGACUUCUUUGUGGGGACAAAAUAAAUUUCUUCUCUACUAAAUAUCUUUCGAUUCGAUUUACUCUUUAUCUUCUCAUUACGCUCCAUACAUUAAAAACUCUCUUAUCAGUUUUGCCUAUUGGAACAGAUUAUCUUCUGACGCAAUUGAACAAAAAAAAAUGGCAACCGUUCAAGUUUCUUCCACUAGCAUGACCACCAAGGCGCUCCUUAGAAGCCAGCCCACCAACAGGCCCAUCACUAACAAACUCUCCGUUGGAUCAGUCAACAAAGUCUCGAGAUCCUUUGGCUUGAAAUGCUCAGCCAACUCUGGUGCCACCAUGUCAGCAGUGUACAAGGUCAAGCUCAUCGGACCCGAUGGCCAAGAAAACGAGUUUGAGGUCCCGGACGACCAGUACAUACUGGAUGCAGCUGAAGAAGCUGGAGUCGACUUGCCUUACUCUUGCAGAGCCGGCGCGUGUUCCACCUGCGCCGGGAAGAUCGAGAAAGGUCAAGUUGACCAGGGUGACGGUUCGUUUCUUGAGGAUCAUCACUUUGAGAAAGGUUAUGUCUUGACUUGUGUUGCUUACCCGCAGUCUGACUGUGUGAUCCAUACCCACAAAGAAGAGGAACUCUUCUAAGUCCGGUUUCAGACUUGGUAAUGACGCAGAUUGUUGAUUUUGAGUUAUUAUUAUCAGUUUUAAAGGUAUGCUUUUGUAUGAAAACGUCUCAUGAUAUGACUUUCAGUGUUCAUCAAUCGUCACUGGGUUGCCACUGGUUAAUAAAAGGGUUUUAAUUAA
Messenger RNA from Brassica napus (rape), 829 nucleotides. RefSeq names its product ferredoxin, root R-B1. Gene Ontology annotation, molecular function: electron transfer activity; 2 iron, 2 sulfur cluster binding. The transcript has 2 exons. NCBI's taxonomy places the organism in Eukaryota, Viridiplantae, Streptophyta, Magnoliopsida, Brassicales, Brassicaceae. Gene Ontology annotation, biological process: electron transport chain. Gene Ontology annotation, cellular component: plastid. The record is from RefSeq and is a predicted model, not a curated record. The coding region runs from base 212 to 670 and encodes 152 amino acids.